AGUGGCUGCCGCGGCUGGGUCCAGGCUGAGGUCUACGAGUCCUCCUGAGUGGGCCGAGGGGGCUGCCUGGACCUGGCUGGCCGCCAUCAUGCACGACGCCUUCGAGCCAGUGCAGAUUCUGGAAAAGCUGCCGCUGCAGAUCGAUUGCGUGGCUGCGUGGGAGGAAUGGCUUCUAGUUGGGACAAAACAAGGGCAUCUUCUCCUUUACACAAUUCGAAAAGAAAUAGGAGAGGUUGCGACAUCAGAAAGUGGCUGUUGCAACAGGUUUGAAGUGAAACUAGAGAAAUCACACAAGAACUUCUCAAAGAAGAUUCAGCAGAUUCAUGUUGUGUCCCAGUUCAAGAUUUUGGUUAGUUUGUUAGAAAACAGCAUUUAUGUUCAUGACCUGUUGACAUUUCAACAGAUCACAGCAGUUUCCAAGGCUAAGGGAGCAACUCUCUUCACCUGUGACCUGCAGCACUCUGAUACAGGGGAAGAAGUCCUGAGGAUGUGUGUGGCAGUGAAAAAGAAGCUACAGCUAUAUUAUUGGAAAGAUAGAGAGUUCCAUGAACUGCAGGGAGACUUCAGUGUGCCAGAUGUACCCAAGUCAAUGGCAUGGUGUAAAAAUUCCAUCUGUGUGGGUUUUAAGCGGGACUACUAUAUAAUAAGGGUGGAUGGAAAGGGUUCUAUCAAAGAACUCUUCCCCACAGGAAAGCAGCUUGAGCCACUGGUAGCUCCUUUGGCAGGUGGCAAAGUUGCUGUAGGCCAAGAUGAUCUAACUGUUGUGCUAAAUGAAGAAGGGAUUUGUACACAGAAAUGCGCCUUGAACUGGACUGAUAUCCCAAUAGCCAUGGAGCAUCAACCUCCAUAUAUUGUGGCAGUGCUGCCAAGGUAUGUAGAGAUCCGUACUUAUGAGCCCCGUCUCCUGGUACAGAGCAUUGAGCUGCAGAAGCCACGCUUCAUUACUUCAGGAGGAACAAAUAUUGUGUACGUGGCAAGCAAUCAUUUUGUUUGGCGACUUAUUCCAGUUUCCAUUGCAACCCAGAUCCAGCAGCUUCUCCAAGAUAAGCAAUUUGAAUUGGCCCUGCAGUUGGCAGAUAUGAAAGACGACUCGGAUAACGAAAAACGACAACAGAUCCAUCAUAUUAAGAAUCUCUAUGCCUUCAAUCUCUUCUGCCAAAAACGUUUUGAUGAAUCUAUGCAGGUCUUUGCUAAGCUUGGGACAGAUCCCACCCAUGUGAUCGGUCUCUAUCCUGAACUGUUGCCAAGUGAUUACAAGAAACAGCUCCAAUAUCCCAAUCCUGUGCCCGUUCUCUCUCCAGCGGAACUGGAGAAAGCACAUUUGGCACUUAUAGACUAUUUAACUCAGAAAAGAAAUCAGUUGGUAAAGAAACUGAAUGACUCAGACCAUCAGUCCAGCACUUCUCCCCUCAUGGAUGGCAUCCCCACCAUCAAAUCCAAGAAGAAACUGCUGCAGAUCAUCGACACAACCCUGUUGAAAUGCUACCUCCAUACCAACGUAGCCCUAGUGGCACCACUGCUGCGCCUGGAGAACAAUCAUUGCCAUAUUGAGGAAAGUGAGCUUGUGCUCAAGAAAGCCCACAAAUACAGCGAACUGAUAAUCCUGUAUGAGAAGAAAGGUCUGCAUGACAAAGCUUUGCAGGUGCUAGUGGAUCAGUCAAAGAAAGCUAACUCACCUUUGAAGGGCCAUGAGAGGACAGUACAGUAUUUGCAGCAUUUGGGCACAGAGAACUUGCAUUUAAUAUUUGCUUAUUCUGUUUGGGUGCUUAGAGACUUUCCUGAAGAUGGAUUGAAAAUAUUUACAGAAGACCUUCCUGAGGUGGAGUCGCUCCCCCGUGAAAGGGUUCUUAACUUCCUGCGAGAGAACUUUAAAAGCUUGGCUAUUCCUUACUUGGAACAUAUAAUCCAUAUCUGGGAAGAAGCUGGUUCAGAAUUCCACAAUUGCCUUAUUCAACUUUAUUGUGAGAAAGUGCAAGGCUUAAUGAAGGCAUAUCUCACCACUUUUCCUCCAGAUAAAACACCAGUGCCAGCUGGAGAGGAGGAAGGAGAACUAGGAGAGUACCGGCAAAAACUUCUUUUUUUUCUUGAAACUUCCAGUUGUUAUGAUGCUGAGCAACUCAUCAGUGACUUUCCCUUUGAUGGCCUUCUAGAAGAACGUGCAUUGCUGCUGGGGCGGAUGGGAAAUCAUGAACAGGCACUCUUUAUAUAUGUGCACAUCUUGAAGGAUACCAAAAUGGCUGAAAAUUACUGUCACAAACACUAUGAUAGAAACAAAGAUGGCAACAAAGAUGUAUACUUGUCUCUACUCCGGAUGUACCUCUCACCACCUAGUGUUCAUUGUUUAGGACCAAUCAAGAUGGAACUUCUGGAGCCUCAAGCUAAUCUCCAGGCUGCAUUGCAGGUUUUGGAGCUUCAUCACAGCAAGUUGGACACUACCAAAGCAAUAAACCUCCUCCCAGCCAACACUCAAAUUAGUGAGAUCCGAAUCUUCCUGGAAAAGGUCCUUGAAGAAAAUGCACAGAAGAAGCGAUUCAAUCAAGUACUUAAGAACCUUCUCCAUGCUGAAUUCCUGAGAAUACAGGAGGAACGGAUUGUACACCAGCAAGUAAAAUGUAUAAUCACAGAGGAAAAGGUUUGCAGUGUAUGUAAAAAGAAGAUUGGAAAUAGUGCCUUUGCCUACUAUCCCAAUGGAGUAGUUGUGCAUUAUUUCUGUUCCAAAGAAGUGGGUGCAACGGACACCUGAAAGGAAUAGCAUAUAUAACAUGAACUGCAGUAUGAUGCUUAUGUGGAAGGAGAGAGAAGAGGCGAUUAAACAAGCAAAGGCAUCUCUGAUCUUCUGAGCCCUGUUGCUUUCAAAUGACUUGAGGCCAAAGCGGCUUCAUCAGAUCACUCUUCUUGUACCCUGCCAGUAUUGGCUUAGUACAAUAAACCACGUCUGCCUGUUCUUCAAUAUACUUGCCAGUAGGAUAACCUCAGCCCUCAAGUGUGAGGAAGGAAGAAAAUAGCAAUGAGUAGCCAUUGCACUCCAGUUCUUGCAGCAGUAAUCUUUAGACAAGUCUCAAAUAUUGACCAAGGAAAGUCAAGACAUGAUGAAAAUGAUAAUGGAUGGGAGAUAUGUUUUGUGUUGGAUUCUGUAUUCCAGUCAUAGAAGAAAAAACUUUUUGUCAGCGUUGUAUUGAGAUUUACUUAAUCAGCAUUGUAUUGCGAUGUACAUCUAUCAGACAUUUGGAGGCUGGUACUUCUAGAAAGACUUGUUCCUGGAUUUCCUCCUUCCUAGUGUUAGGAAUAAGUAGAUAUUGUCCAGAGAAUUCUUACCCUUUGUACCCAGAGUAGUUAUCAGUAAUAUAAGAAUGUUCCAAGGGUUAUAAUCUCAUACAGUGUGAUUGAAACUGUUUUCUCCCUUUUCAGUUUGCUUUCAAGAAGUAUGUAAAUACAGACUCUUUGCACUGUGUAUAGUUGUUUCUGUUACUAAUGUAAUGAAAAGUGGCAAUGAUUGUCAGAAGGGACAGGGAACAGGCAUCUACACUUGUACCAAAAAUUAAAAACAACCCGUUAGCAUUCUCACUCUGAAAAAUUAGGUGUGUGUGUAUCUUACUGCUCAAGCAGUGGCAAUUUGAUGUUGCCAUUGCUUGUAAAUUCAGUGCUUUUUAUUCAGUCUCUAACUUCUAAUUAAACUAGACACUUACUUCAGUUGUGACUAUUUUGAGUGAACUAUAUCCCAUUCAAACUGAUGCCAUCUGUGGCUUUGUGUACCCAGAUCACUUUAAUAUUGGAAAAUUCUGGUUUGCACAUGGCCUUACAGGCUGUAGUAUUUGUUUUAACGUUUUGUUUCCCCCAAAAAAAUUUAAUCUGGAAAGGUAAUAUAGAUGUAUAUUAGUGUUCACUUCAUGCUAAGAGCAAUUGGUUCAGAUUAGUUGUAUUGGGAAAUUUCCUCAACAUCUCAGUCCAGCUAGUACUUACAUCAUUCAACUAGUUUGGGCAUAGAAUUAAUUUCCAGGUUUUGCCAAAAAUCCACAGUUGUCUCCCAACAAGUAGGCUGAGGAAAUUAAGGUACAGUAAAGCCUUCCUGUAUGCUGUCUGGAUUUCUCCAAGAUAUCCCCUGACUUGUUGAAGCACAAGGAUAAAUAUAAUGCAUACUGAAAUUUCUGUAAAACAGCUUGGUCUUCUGUAGCAGUUGCUUCCCUGAUUUUCUCCAUGACAUUUUCAUUAUUGUAUAUCCUCAAGGUCAUAUCUACUGCAUUUUGGGCAGUAAAUCUUACUGUUGGGUUUGGGAUUGGCUCUUGUGUGAAACUUUUUUUUGGUUGUUCCUUCUAUUUUUUCUGCUUGAAGAAGAGAACAUAAACAAUGCCACUGGAUUUUGUUUGUGCAUUUAUUCAGAUACCUUUGUUAGGUACUAGAGAUUGGGCUUGGAGAUGGAACCGUAUACAUAACCAACAACAGAAAGCUAAUGUAUAAAAUCAAUAAUCUGUGUAGCCCAUUCUGACCCUAACAAUGCACAGGUGACUGUUUGCUGCCAUAAAACUCUGUGCUGCAUUGAGGCUUCUCAAAUGUACUUUUUCACAAUGAAGCUUCUAUGUGCCUUGUUUCAGCUUAGUUACAUAUUUUUUGCAGAGAUGUGGCUUGUGCUAUAAUUGCCUGCAGAUAAGUCUUGCACAGUAUCUGGGACAUUAAUUGUAAACCAGGUUUAUUUAAAGCAAUAAAUUAUUAUGAAAAUUUGAGAAAUCAA
Molecule: messenger RNA, 4726 nt
Organism: Eublepharis macularius
Lineage: Eukaryota; Metazoa; Chordata; Lepidosauria; Squamata; Eublepharidae
Gene: VPS39
Product: VPS39 subunit of HOPS complex
Exons: 26
Coding region: 89-2743 (884 amino acids)
Biological process (GO): intracellular protein transport; autophagy; endosomal vesicle fusion
Cellular component (GO): cytoplasm; membrane
Molecular function (GO): protein binding
Source: RefSeq, a predicted model, not a curated record